AUGGUAAAAUACACUUUGAGCACACUCUUGAUUAUUUGGCAAGUCCUGGAAGUGGAUUUUUUGCAAGUUCCGCCAAACGUGUUCAAGGACUGUCUUAUUUACGACGACACGUUUUGGAUUGUCUACCAAACGCAUUUUCUCCUAACCGACUACUUGACGCUGCAUAUUUUGGAAACGGAAGAUCACAAAUUUGAGUUGCGACAGUUUACGCAAAAUAUCCUCAAACGGGUCAACAAAUAUGGCUAUUUUCUCUCGGUACGGAUUACCAAAAGUAGUCUAAAUAAGCGCAACAAGUCGUACCAUUUCCCCAGUACUGCUUACGCGCCCAGUCAAAAUUUGGCAAAACUCUCCGAUGAUCAAGAGUUUUACAAAGCCAAGCGUCUCUCGACUGACUCCAAGCACGGUUUUGCCCUCAUUGUGUGGGACUUGACCACGCUGCACCUGUUCCUGGACCAGGACUACCGAACAAUCGUCCCUGAAGGGAGAGGUACUUACGCCAUUCAGGUGGUGUCGAAACAGUGUGACGUUAAAAACGAAAUUGCCUUCACACUGCAACGACUCUGGACCGAGUACCAAGUCAUCAACGUUGUGGCACAAACGCCCUGUUCCUGCGACAAGACCCACAUUUUCAUUUACCACCCUUUUGUCAAGAGGGAAGGUUUUUGGGGCCUUGCCACCUCACACACCUUGGACCAAAUCAAAGGCGAUUCCCGCCUGAUUUCAAACACGUUAAGCGACUUCAACGGAUUUCCUUUACGCAUCUCCAUUUUCCCACGAACCCCAACGGCCAUGCAAACGCUGCCAAAACUUCUGCACUAUAACCCCAUCUACCGGAACUUGACUUGGUCGAAGGGCUUUGCCGGCUUGGACGGCUUGGUCCUUGCAACUUUGGCCGAGUAUUUCAACUUUGAAGUGGUGCUCGUUGGGAGUUUGCUGGAGGACGACUUCGGGAAGGUACUACCUAAUGGUACCACCGUUGGUAGUCUGGCUGACAUCACCGAACGACGGGCUGUCUACAACGCAAACGAACGCCUCGUCGCCUAUUUUAAUCUCGACCAGAUCGACUUCACAGUCCCUUACACCCGCGAAGACAUUUGCUUGGUGGUACCCAAAGCUGCCAAAAUCCCAAAGUGGAAGAUACUCUUCCAAAGUCUGGAUCCCCAGUCGUGGUGUUUCACCCUUUUUGCCUACGUGUCGUGUUUCAUGUUUUGGUACAACAUUGGCCCUUCCAGGAGCCUGCCGAAGGUGUCCUGGCAAAUGUUUUCGUUUUUUUUGGGCAUUCCGACCAAGUCAUUUGCCAGGAAACUGGACCAAGUGUUGUUCCUAAUCCCUUGCAUGAUUUUCAGUGUUGUUAUGUUAGGGGUAGUGCAAGGGUCGUUUUUCACCAAACUCACCCUGUUUUCGUUCUAUCAAGACGUGAACACGCUGGAGGAAAUGGCAGAUUUGGAACUGCCAAUAGGCGCAUUCAUCUGGAAUUUGAUACGGGACGAUUCUGACGUUAUCAGGAGAUUGAAAUCGAAAAGUGUUAAGCCGCCUGAUAACAUCUUCGACAUGAUAGCGGCUCAUAGAAACAUAGCGACUAUUGAGACCAGAGCCCGGGCUCAACUUUUGAUUGGAAGUAAAUACGUGGACGAUGAUGGGUUUCCCCUUUUGCACAUUGUCAAUGAGUGUCUGACGACGUUUCUGAACGCUAAUAUUGUGCCGAAAGGCUCCGCCCUUUUGACUGUUUUUAACGCAGUUCUGGGCAAGUUGUUUGAGAGUGGCUUGACAAGGAAAUGGAACAACGACGUUGUUGAUAGUUUAAUUGCCGAAAAAAUGAUCAGUGUGAACAGGAAGCGGGUCAGGACCAAGUCAUUUUCCUUGUAUGACGCCCAAGGCGCUUUUUUUGUCAUUCUUGUGGGUUACGCGUGUUCGGUUUUUGUCUUUCUGUGUGAAAUUGUAUUGAAGCGAUAAAAUUUGCUACUUAGCGU
This is a messenger RNA of Tribolium castaneum (red flour beetle), 1970 nucleotides long. RefSeq lists its product as uncharacterized. NCBI's taxonomy places the organism in Eukaryota, Metazoa, Arthropoda, Insecta, Coleoptera, Tenebrionidae. The transcript has a single exon. The record is from RefSeq and is a predicted model, not a curated record. Bases 1 to 1953 code for a protein of 650 amino acids.